Messenger RNA from Botrytis fragariae, 243 nucleotides. RefSeq lists its product as uncharacterized. The transcript has 2 exons. Lineage: Eukaryota; Fungi; Ascomycota; Leotiomycetes; Helotiales; Sclerotiniaceae. The coding region runs from base 1 to 243 and encodes 80 amino acids. The record is from RefSeq and is a predicted model, not a curated record.
AUGAAAAACAAUAACACGGACGGCAAAGGAAGAGCUAGACCGAGAAUUUCUGCAUCUGCGAGCGACCAAUCUCAUCUCCAAGCUUUCGUCGAGCUGCCUGUCUUCUGCCUUCACUGCAGCACUAUAAUCGAAGCCAUGGUCGAGAUCAACGAUCUAGGCUCUGACUGGGAUCUGCAGGUGGGUUCCGCCGAUCUUUGGCAUCACACCAUCAGCCUUGGAGGUAGCUAUGCCUUCAGACCAUGA